This is a messenger RNA of Heterocephalus glaber (naked mole-rat), 2705 nucleotides long. It is a transcript of the gene Crcp, whose product is annotated as CGRP receptor component. Gene Ontology annotation, molecular function: nucleotide binding. The record is from RefSeq and is a predicted model, not a curated record. NCBI's taxonomy places the organism in Eukaryota, Metazoa, Chordata, Mammalia, Rodentia, Bathyergidae. Gene Ontology annotation, biological process: transcription initiation at RNA polymerase III promoter. Gene Ontology annotation, cellular component: RNA polymerase III complex.
GUGUAAGCCAACUCUGGCCGUUCUUGGCUUUGGGCCGAGGGGCACCGCUGGGGACUGUCAGGCCACCGCGAGCCCGCGUGGGGACGGCGACUGGUCCGUCUCGGCUUGGAGAGGGGCGGCAGGAGAGGAACUCGCUGGGGCCUCGGAUCUCCGCGCCCCAGCCACGCCGAAGGAUGGAAAUUCAGUGCUGCUCAGUAACUACGAGGUGUUCCAGUUAUUAACUGACCUGAAAGAGCAGCGUAGAGAAAGUGGGAAGAAUAAGCACAGUGCUGGGCAGCAGAACUUGAACACCAUCACGUAUGAAGAAUCGAACUUGGGUCCUUGUGCUUGAGCAGUAGGCGACAAAACCACUGAGCUAAAUCCCCAGCCCUAAGCACAUUCUUGAAUACAUUAAAGUACUUAUCAAAAACUCCAUGCAGACACCAGAGCCCUGAGAUUGUCAGAGAAUUUCUCACAGCAAUGAAAAGCCACAAACUGACCAAAGCUGAAAAGCUGCAGCUGCUGAACCACAGGCCAGUGACUGCUGUGGAGAUCCAGCUGAUGGUGGAGGAGACAGAAGAGCGGUUCACGGAGGAGGAGCAGAUCGAAGAGCUUCUCCACACUGUCAUGAGCGUCCUGCCUGCCGAGCCGGAGGCCGAGCAGAAGACAGAUGCCAGUGGUGACGUGGAGAUGAACGAGGAAGGUCGAGCCUAGAGGACCACCAGCCGGCUGCUCACCAACUAGAGGGCUGGCAGCCACUUCCUGGACAUUCGGGGGAUUCUUUACUCAGUUUCCUGUCUAUCCCAAUCACCUGUUUUCAUGGUUGGGAAAAAUCACAGAAAUUCGGUGAAUGGAGAUGUUUGGGGCUUGGGGAGAAGAGACGUGGUGAAGUCAGGCGUGGUUAUCGGGCAGAGAGCCAGAGGAAGAACAGCGACUGUGCCCCGCAGUGGGAGCGACACUUCCUGCAGCCUUUGCUGCUCGUGGGAGGCCUGUGUUGUGUGUCCACAGAUGGCGAAGCUUGCACGGCCUCUGAUGAGCUGUGUGGUGAUCGCUUUCAUCUGCUUUCCUCAGAGAUCCAGGCAGAGCUCAGGGCUGUUGGUGAGAGCUGAAUUAUGAAAACCCAGAGCCCUGAACAGUUGCUGUGAGCCACGGAGCUCUUGCCUGCGGAAAUUUCCUUGGCAGUGGAGAUGGGAAAGCAGAUGAGUAAAGCCCGGGCUGGCCGGCCCUCCGUGAGGGCUUGUUUAUGCAUGGGCUCUGACUGGCCGAAACCCAGGACAUCAGACACUGGGGCUUUCUGACCGCCCUGUUUCCUGUCCUGAGCUGGCAGUGGCCUGGUGGGUGGUGAGAGACCAGGCGAGCCUUACUGUGGGAUGGAAAUCAUUCGCGCCUUUAUGGGGCACCGGUAGGCAGUUCUUGCAUGAACAGAGCAGGAAAACCUGGACUGACUAAUAAGAAUUUGAAUUUGCCAUUACAAGGUUGCAUCCGUUUUUGAAAUUAAAAUAAUAACUACCACGUGAAGACCUUUUAGUAUUCGGGCUUUGGAAAGUUUAGUACUCAGAGGCGUGUGGUUGCCCAUCUCCUCCUUCACCAUUCCCUGUUUGGGAAGAAAGUGCCUGUGAAUACUAAUCUUCCAGUUGGUACUCAUUUUGUCUAGGAUUACCUAUUUCCAGUGCUGCUAUUACCUGGGUUACUUCCUACCCCGUUGUAAUUCCCGGUUUACCUCAAACCUGCUCACUCCCAGCAGCUGACCACAGUCACUGUCAUCUGCAGAGUAGCUGAAGUCUUUACGGGCAGUGUUGAGAGCCACAGGUUUAGGGUUACAUCUCUCUUGAGUAUGGGGAUCCGCUCGGAGCUGUUGAUUUAUUGUACCUGUCGUCAUUUCUCUUUUACCUUAUUAGAAAUGUGUUAGAUGGUUUCCCUUGAUGGAUUUAAGGCUUACACUAGUUAGUGAUAAAUUGUUUCCAGAUGUUGCCAAGCCUUGCCUUUUCUUUGAAGAAUUUGCAUUGUCAUAGACUCAGAAGUAAAAUAACAUCUGACUUAAAGGCUAAAAUGUAUGAUUUUUUUUUUUUUAAGUUGAAUAUUCCAAAUUCUUUUGAAAUUUUUGUUUCUCCAUCUGGGACCUGAAUUUAGCCUCAGUAUUUUACUAAACCAGGCCCUAGAAGACUUAACCUUUGCAAGAAACAUAAAUUAUAUGUAAUAUUUGUGUCACAUUCAUAAUAAACGUUUCAAAAAUAGAAGUCCUAUUUUACAUAAGACGGGGAUCAGAGCAAGGAACCUGGGAGCUCAGUUUUCAUUUCGUAUCCUUCUAAACAGUUUGGAAUCUUGACCACAUGUGACUUUUAGUCUUUAAAAAGAAAACGAGUCUGUCUGGUCGCACGCUGUCUGUGGAGGUGACAGCAGUGUGUCUGUCUCACCUGGGGGCCGAGCCCAGCCCUGUUCCCUCCCUUCUCGUGGGCAGCUCGGGAGGAGCUGGGGACCCACCUAGGUGUGGGGGCCAGCUUGGAGAGUGCCUGGUGUUAGGAGCUGGAUGUUUCGAUCACCACCUUCCUGUUUCUCUCCACAUCUAGAGUCUUCUUACUCUACCAGCCAGCGUAAAGAGUGGUCUUGUGUUUGGGGGUUUGCUUAGGGAAAAUCUCUGAUUUAUUUGACUUGGAAAAUUUUGGGGUUACCUGUCAUGAGGUACUAUUGAACUCUUAAGAUUAGACAUUCAAUUGAUGUUUACCCAA